AUGACAACAACGAUGACAACACCCUCGGCAACAAGACCGAGACCACGCAGCCCCUUGGACAUCCCAGAACUCAGGGACAGGAUCAGUCGCUUUGUCACACCCAAGGAUGCCAUCGCCUGCGCACGCGUCUCCAAGGCCUGGGCACAGGACUACCUCCCCCUUAUCUGGUACUCAAUCGACUGCAACAAGUUUUCCCAGAGCAACACCGGCUCUGGAUUCGAUAUCGUCGUUGCGAAACACGCCCGCCAUAUCCGGGUCGCCAAUAAUGUCAACUACACGUCCCAGAUGGCUAUCUUGGUGAAGGGGGGCAUUAUGCAGUUGCGGGAGUUGUCGAUUACGAUGACGAGUUCGGCGUUUCAUUAUGCCACGGCGCUGGACUUUGUGGCCAGGAACAGUGCUACACUAGAAAAGCUGAAACUCAAACCGGUGACGACCUAUGCGGCGAAGUACGAGUCACCGCUUUAUUGUGCUACGGGAUCUCGACGUGUCGGGACUGUGGCUGAUGCGCGAGGGGCUGUCGACGAUUCUUCAAGGAUGCCCGAAUCUAUCGCACCUGAACCUAUCUGGCACGGAUAUCAUCGGUCGGGCGUCAGUCAAUUUCCAACACGAGGGACUCUCCUUCCUUACCUGCGUAUCAUCACCGCCCUCCGCCCGGACCCGACAGAUUCCCAAGUACAACCUUCUCCAGGCCUCCUGAUGCACUUUCCAAAUCUCAAGACCUGGUCAACAUCAGGAUCCGAGUCCGAGCUGCGGUUCGUCCUUCCCUCUGGGCUGUUGAAGGCAGAAGUGAAGCAGCAUUGCCCAUUACUGUCUGAUGUCCUAUUGAGAGACAGCCCUGAGUCGAUGUGGGUGACGCUGUUCACGGACGUGUUCUCGAACCUCAAGGAGAUCUCAUUCGACUACAAGUCCAUGUCUGUCCAGGUCCUGACGACUAUUCUCUUACACCAGGACACUGUCGAGUCGAUCCAGGCGAAUCCAGGAAAGGAGUUUGAUUUCGAGAGAGAUGUGUUUCAUCCUGGCCCUGUGACGGAUCAUUUCCAGACCUCGGGUCGACAAGUCCAACUCCUCCCUCGGAGCUGUACACGGUUGACAGAGCUCAACCUACACCCGCACGUGAUGGAUAUUGAUAUCGUAGGAAACAAAGCGUGGAACUGUAAGGACUUGCGGACACUCAGGACGAGAAUCAAGGGUCUGGAUACCAAGGAGCGCAUCAUGCGUGCGAUCGAUCUCUGGAGGGCUGGGUGGAGGAAACGUGUCCUGGCGAGACGCCGACAGUCCAACGAUGGCAUGGAGGAUCCGAUUCGUUUUAUAACUCGGACGUUAGCGGAGAUAAAGGCGAUGCAGGCGGGGACGUUCCUGCCUAGUGCUGGUGGUGUCGUGCUGUUGGACAUUGACCAUUCGAUCGAAGCACGCGUCGCCCGCCAUCUGUUGCAGUUUGAGAAGCUGGAGAACGUUUGGCUCGGCUACAAGACCUGGCAUCCUUACUAG
This is a messenger RNA of Linnemannia hyalina, 1488 nucleotides long. NCBI's taxonomy places the organism in Eukaryota, Fungi, Mortierellomycota, Mortierellomycetes, Mortierellales, Mortierellaceae. The record is from the annotation of a GenBank genome assembly.